Messenger RNA from Micropterus dolomieu (smallmouth bass), 3311 nucleotides. RefSeq names its product RNA-binding Raly-like protein. Lineage: Eukaryota; Metazoa; Chordata; Actinopteri; Centrarchiformes; Centrarchidae. Bases 99 to 980 code for a protein of 293 amino acids. The record is from RefSeq and is a predicted model, not a curated record. Gene Ontology annotation, cellular component: nucleus. The transcript is spliced from 9 exons. Gene Ontology annotation, molecular function: RNA binding.
AGAGAAAGACUGGAUGUCUUUGAUUUUCCCAGUUGUGUGAUUUCUCCGAGAAACAGCUUUGAAAUCACAAUGUAACUCAGGAGGGAAAUUGGAGGAGAAUGACUGGUAAAAUCCAGACCAGCAACGUGACCAACAAGAAUGACCCUCGCUCCCUAAACUCCAGAGUCUUUAUCGGCAACCUCAACACAGCCAUCGUCAAGAAGACCGACAUAGAGGUCAUCUUUGCCAAGUACGGGAAGAUAGUGGGCUGCUCUGUGCACAAGGGUUACGCCUUCGUACAGUAUUUGAACGAGAGGAACGCCCGAGCAGCUGUGGCUGGAGAAAAUGCCCGUAUCAUCGCUGGACAGCCUCUUGACAUAAACAUGGCAGGCGAGCCAAAGCCAUACAGGCCUAAAGCAGGCUCCAAACGGCCACUCUCAGCUGUUUAUAGUGGUUAUGAAUUUGAUUACGAGUACUACAGGGACGACUUCUACAGCAGGCUGUUUGACUACCAUGGCAGAGUGGCCCCCCCACCCAGAGCCGUGAUCCCCCUGAAACGCUCCAGGGUGCUCGCUCCAUCCUCCCGCCGUGGGAAGACCUCCUUCCCCGUCAAAACAUCCUCCUCUUCCUCCUCUUCAUCCUCCAGACCUCCCACAUCCUCCUCCUCCUCCGGGCUCAAACCAGUGAAGACGGACCAGCUUCAGACUAUUAAACGGGAGCUGACUCAGAUCAAGAUGAAGAUCGACUCUUUGCUGGGACGCUUGGAGAAGAUCGAGAAGCAGCAGAGAGCCGAGUCUGAGGCCCAGAGAAAGUACGAGGACAACUGCGACUCCCUGCAUGAGGAGUCUGUGUCAGAGACGGCCGAAAACUCGGGGGAGGAGGCUGGCGAGGGAGCGCUAGACGUGGAGGCGGGAGAGAUGACCGAUGGAGGCGAGGACGACUACGAUGAGGAGGGCAGCCACCAUCUGAUAGAGAACCAUGUAUCGGAUAUUGACAACUGAGACCAGGAUGAGGCAGCAGAAAUCCCGAGUCACUGGUAUUAGAAUUCAUCAUCACCUUGGAGAGACAGAAUAUGGUUCUCUGAAGGAUCAAGACACCCAUUCUGGACUGUAAGUUGCGUUCAAGAGCUGCUGAAUUACAUUUAGAUGCCCAACUGUGCAGCGCAAACCAAAUGUGAUGCGCUCUCUAAAGAAAAUGUAUCCAAGACCUAUUUUAAUGCAUUGGCCUGAGUUUUCAUCAUUGGUUUCUCUGUGCAAUUUAUAUUUCAUUGCAAGAGGCUGACAGUAUCAUGCGCUACUCCUGUUCCUGAAAAAAAUAAAACGGAAAAGGAAGUAAAUGAAUGUUUUUUUAUUCUGAUUUAUAAAUUAAAUUACGUGAAAAGAAGAGAACAUGUUGUUGAUGAUCAAAUUGUUGCUGCUUUUUAUGAAAUGUGUUUGCGCUGUUUUUCAAUGAAUUUAUGUUGUUGCUCAAACAUCAAAUGAAUAAAUGACACUCAGCAAAACCAUGCGACAGCAGUAUGGUUUUCAGAAAAUGAAUGAAACAUCGGUGCUGUCUGGUUUGGAUUUGACUCAUACAUAAGCCAAUAGCUGUGAGCAUAACUUUAUCCAGCUUUAUCCAUUUAUCACACACAUGCCCUGUGGGGCUGUUCCAUCAUAUAUUCCUACUCCUGCCAAGUUUCAGAAGCAGAAAGAGCUUCCUGUGGUAGAGAGCCAACACUGGCACAGGCCUCCUGCCAGGGAGCAGUGCCCCAACGUCUGAAUGCGCUGCUCCCUGCUCAGCUUGUGCAUCCCAACAUGGACUGCUGCUGUUCAGGAGCCAACGCCCUUUCUCCUUCUCCUCUUCUACAUCCCUCUGCAUCCUGCAUCGAUUCUGUCUUAUGCAGGCAAGGGAGCAAGGCAAGUUUUUUUUGGAAACAGUGGAAGUUGUAUGUUAUGUAUUGAGAGGCUUUGAUUUUAUCUAAGUGUGUGAUCCAGAUCGCUUACAUUUCUGAAUAACUAUGGAAUAAUCUAAGGUGACACAAUGUCCAGUGCUGCCUUAAAACAAGCAAAGUAAGUGGUGAGACAAUACAAACAGUAUUCCAUUAAUCAUUUAAUAAAAUGCCAAUUAAAGUGAAGUAUAAACUGUGGUCAGACACAAAGCAGAGCAUCCCAGCAUUCGAUGAUUGCACUCAUUUGGUGCAGUGUACUAACAUGAUGUACAUGAUUGCUACCAGUUCAGAUUAGUCUGUUAUAUUGCUGCCAUAUGGAGCUGCUAACAUUCAGAAAAUUUAAAUGCAGCUUGAGCUUCUGCUGAGUGAUUUAUUAUUAACCUCAUUUUAAAUAAAUUGUCGCAAAGUGAAUUGUGUCUGGAUAUCAGCGUGUUCUACUGUUAAUUAUUCACAUAAUGUUUGCCCAUUUUCCCCAGUGUGCAAAACAAACAAAUUUACCCCAAACAAGGAUGUGACAUGGGCAUGUUUGUUGUCUCAAGCUUUAAGUUUUACUUUAAAGCCAUUCUCAGAAGGAGGUAGGUGUGGGGAUCUACAGCUGUUAUGCAGCAAGUGUGUCAGCUGAUUGGUCAGUAGCAUCAAUUAGGCUGAUGAUGUGUAUUAGCCAACAUUAUGCCAACAACUUAAGUCCUUUUUAAAAAAGCUUUUUGACCACUAUUUAAACAGGUUUAAUAGUGCUGAUGUAAGUCAUAAUUCUGAGCAAUCAGCUGACACACCUGGUAUAUUUUAGCUGCAGUUGCUAACACUGCUAAAGGUGCAGUCAGACAGGAUUUCACCAGGCAAUAUUCACUCACACUGUAUGGUGAAAAGCAAGUGAGAGAAAAUAGCAUAAACAAGGUUGUAAGCAUAAACUGGAGCUAGCAAACAGCUUCUUAUCAAACGCUUUAAUUUCAUUGCCCUCGUUCAAGGUACAAGUUAGAUUUAUUUAUCAUUUUACACCACAGGGUUAUCCUUGCACUCACUGCAGCCAAGGGACAUCUCUACUUCUCUGCUGCUUGUGUAACUGCAUUGGGCAGUGAUAUAAACAGUCAAUAUUUCUUGAAUGAGAGGCCUGGCUGGACGCUGGAGAGACUCGCUGUUUCAGUGUCAAAUUUCAAUCAGACUGAAGCAUGAACGUCCAGUUGUGAGCGUGUCAUAACUCCUCCCGAGGAUGUUUUCUUUUAAAAGUAGAUGUGACCGCAUGAAAGCAAACAGGCCUCUUGUCAUUGGAAUAACUUUAUUCUUUACUUACUGAAUAGCAUUAGAAAUCCUGAAUUUAUGAAAUAGUUUACUCAUUUGAUUCAGUGCUGUUGGUAGUUAAAUAGGUUGUUUCACCCAAAUUACAAAAAAAAAAAAAACAUUUCCUGAA